Messenger RNA from Tribolium madens (black flour beetle), 826 nucleotides. Its product is annotated as apolipoprotein D-like. The record is from RefSeq and is a predicted model, not a curated record. Lineage: Eukaryota; Metazoa; Arthropoda; Insecta; Coleoptera; Tenebrionidae. Gene Ontology annotation, molecular function: pigment binding. The transcript has 3 exons. Bases 21 to 740 code for a protein of 239 amino acids.
GUAAAACAUUAUAGGUAAUCAUGAAGACAGUACACUUGAUUUUAUUCGUUUCCAUCGUUGUGGCCACAAGAGCCCAAAUUCCUAAUUUGGGCUUUUGUCCAGACUACCUCCCAAUGGCAGAUUUUGACAUAGAAAGGUUUCUAGGAAAAUGGUACGAAGCCGAAAGGUAUUUCCAAUUUUCCGAAGUUGCCACUCGAUGUGUUGUCACAGAUUAUGCCAAAGCACCUAGUGGACGAAUUUACGUUUCCAACGAAGUCACCAAUAGAUUGACGGGCGUAAAACGUGUCAUUGACGGAAGCUUAGAACUCAGCGGUAAAGCAGGAGAAGGAAAACUAAAUGUCAAAUAUUCAACAACCCCCAUCGCGAGCGAAACAGCCCUUACCGUUUUAGAUACAGAUUACGACUCCUAUGCAGUUAUUUGGAGUUGUAGCGGCUUUGGUCCUAUUCAUGCCCAAAGCGCAUGGGUGAUGACGCGAGAACGGCUACCAUCAGGUGUUGUCUUGCAGCAAGCCUAUGGAGUUUUAGACAAAUUUAAAAUCAGCAGAACUUUCUUUGUCAAAACGGAUCAAGAAGGUUGUGCUAUUGCAGCUUCAGAUAUCAAUGCUGCUAAUGGUAUUACCGCAACUUCGACAAUUGCUGAAGCCACAGGCUCAGAACAGAAAAAUGUAAAUAAACCAGAAGAGAAAGACGAUAAAGCGGAGAAUCCGGCAGUGGAGGAAAAACAAACAGUUCAAAAUUAAAGUUUUAAAGAGGCAUUAUACAAUAUUUAUUUUACUGUUUGUUUAUAAUUAUUUAUCUAAUAUUCUAAAUAAAUUGUUAAAUCCUA